Messenger RNA from Gaeumannomyces tritici R3-111a-1, 2536 nucleotides. RefSeq names its product PH domain-containing protein. Bases 607 to 2136 code for a protein of 509 amino acids. The record is from RefSeq and is a predicted model, not a curated record. The transcript has 3 exons. NCBI's taxonomy places the organism in Eukaryota, Fungi, Ascomycota, Sordariomycetes, Magnaporthales, Magnaporthaceae.
CGCAUGCGUGACAAGAUGUUCUUGCAUCAUGACUUUAGCGGGAGACUCCAAAGACAGAAUUUAACCUAGCAGCGAGGCAGCCCACUCGAGGUGGGCGAACACCUCAAACAAGGUGGAAGCUUAAAAAAUUCUCCAAUUACCCAUUUUUUCUCCCACCUUGUCUGAGGUCUCCGCCCACCUUGGCUGAGCUGUCCCCUCGCAACCAGCACCCACCACACCCACACCCACAUGGUCACAACAGGGAUUCGCUCAACCUCUCCCCGCGGCUUCUUCUUUUUUCCUGCUCCCUUCCGCCCCUCUCACGGCUUGUUUCUUUCUCUGUCUCAGCUGAGCCGCCGGAAUAUCUGACGUAGGAGGCUGCCCAGCCGGCUGUAGUCACGACAUUGUCUCAUAUUGUUUCCAUACAGACUCGACAUCCACGAUUAUCCGCCAAUUCGCCCCCGGCACCAGGCUUGUUCCCUGCUCAACCCAUACAUACAAGCACCACUCGACCCAAAUCAGAAAGCUCGUCGAUUGUCUGUAUAUUUGUCCUGUUCAUCAAUCCGAAGAGAUUCAACCCUCAUACAGACGAAAAGCCCCUUUGAACUACACUACUUUCUGUUCGCGAUGGCAGCACCCACGAGUCCAGUGUCGCGGCAGCCGACAGCGCUCAGCGAUGCCAACGACGAAGCUGUUCCGGAGACGGAUCCCUCCGGCACCGCCACCCUCCUGGCCGAAAGGCUGCAAUCGUGGAAACAUGCUGUCGGCUACCUGGAGGAGUUCAUGACGGCAGUUGAGAAAGUGCAUAAGGCGCAGGCUAGAGAAUACGAGAAAAUCCUCAAGACCAUCCACAAGCCCCUGAAAGAGGGCCAUCAUUUUGACCAGAGCCUCGGCGGCGUGGCCGGCUUUUUCGAGAAUAUGCGAGUCAACACCGAGGCCAUGGUCAACAGCAACAUCGAGACGGAGCACUCUAUUAAGGGAACAGUGCUACCCAUCCUCGAGAGGCUGCACAAGGAGAUCAAACACAAGUCCAAGGAGCUGUCUCAGGGCGCCCAGAAGAGCGCCAAGGAGGUCGAGAAGGCGCGCAACAUCACACAGAAGCACAUCGAGCUACUAGGCCAGCAGACGGCCGGGUUCGAGUCCACGGGUGGCAAGUUGGAUCCCGCACACGACCCGUUCGUCAUUCACCGCGGCGUCAUGCACCGGCUUAACAAGCAGGUUAUGGAGGAGAAUAACCACCGAAACGACCUCAUCGCGGUCCAGAACAACUUCCUGGCCUUCGAGACACACGUUGUGCAGGUCAUGCAGCAGGCCAUGGAGGUCUUCAACCAGUUCGCUGGCGGCCAAGCGGAGAAGAUGGGGGCUCUCUAUGCUGAUAUGCUUGGCGCUUGCCAACGUAUCCCGCCUGAAUUCGAGUGGAAGGGCUUUGUGGCCCGCAACCAGGACCGUCUGGUCAAUCCUAAUGACGACCCACGCUCUGUCGAUAGCGUCACAUUCGCCAAUCAGGACCACAGCAGCACCCAGCCCCUGAUCGAAGGGUCGCUGGAGCGCAAGUCGCGCAACAAGCUCUCAUGGGGUCACCAGACGGGUUACUACGUCGUGACUCCGUCCAAGUUCCUGCACGAGUUCAAGGAGUCAGACUUCUUGCGCAAGGACCCCGUGCCCGAGCUGAGCAUAUACCUGCCCGAUGCUGUCAUUGGUACGCCUAAUGGAGACAAGUUCAACAUCAAGGGCAAAGACCAAGCCAAGGGUUUCAGCAGCAGGCUUGUGGGGAACGCCGAACUGUCUUUCAAGGCCCACAGCGCUGCCGAUGCCGAGAAGUGGUUUGAGGUGAUCAAGAACGUAGCUGGGGCUACAGGGGUAAAGCGUGUUAACACCGAAGUGGGCGCCGCUGCGUCGCCUAGCGCUCAAGUUGAUGGUACUUCGGGGGCUACACCGCAACUCGCCCCGCUAGCUACCGACCAGAAGGCUCAGGAAGCCGGCGUGACCAGAACCGAGCCAGUGACGAGCCCGUCAGUCAUCUCGCCAAGCUCGGCCAAGGACACGUCGAACUCUACGUCCCCUGAAACCGCCGUGUCUCCGACUACACCGGCCACUGCUUCUGCGGGCGCUGAAAAGCCACUGGUAACGGAUCAGGCAAAGCCGGCCAAGGCUUGAUCGUUGCAGCCAUCAUGACAAGUCCCCAGCGAACCGUGAGGCUUGCGGCCUGGAACGGCAGCCAGUAGCCACUGAAGAAUCAAGGCUCCCGGAGCACGCAUCACGACGAGUGAUGUGGCAGAUCGUCACCGGAGAAGUGAGGCGGGCUGGCAUAAGUUGGGUGCGGCGUUCGCGCACAGAUUUAUCAAGUACUCAUGGUGGGCCGGUGACCUCGAUGGCCCGGCGCUCUCAGGCCCGUCCUAUGCAGGCGCCUUCGCCCGAGCAUGUCUUUUAUUUCCUACUGCCUGCAAUCCGAUUCGCUUCUCAACUAGCAUCCGUCCUAGUUCUAGCUUGUUUGAUCAUACCACCGUCAUUGCUACUACCCGCGCCCUCCAAUCUUGAUCCAUUAGGUGACUGUGCC